Molecule: messenger RNA, 645 nt
Organism: Aedes aegypti (yellow fever mosquito)
Lineage: Eukaryota; Metazoa; Arthropoda; Insecta; Diptera; Culicidae
Product: collectin-11
Exons: 3
Coding region: 54-578 (174 amino acids)
Molecular function (GO): signaling receptor activity
Source: RefSeq, a predicted model, not a curated record
UUAAGGUUUGCUUCAGAGAUGUGAUUCAGUUCAGUUGUAAACAUCGCCGGAGCAUGAUGGAAUUCUUAUCGUCACUUCUAGUGCUUUGUUUAAUCGGCACUCUCAAACUCACUGCUGCUGAUCCCCUAAGAAAUCAGACGGUGCGAGAUAUUCUGGUGAAAAAUAUGUGCUUGUGUCGAUGUGAAGCGGUCAAUGAUGGUUCGAAAAAUUACUUGAUACCUUUCGACGAUGGAACGUGGUUCGAGGCCAUUUCCUACUGCAAUGGAAUGGGAAUGACGCUCGCACAAAUUCGUGACCGGUACGACAAUCAAGACUUGGAGGAAUGGCUUCGGGACAAUGGAGAUGAACCAUCGGAAAGGUAUUGGAUCGGUGGCAACGAUUUAGCCAAACCAGGAAUCUUCCGCUGGGGCCUAACCAAUAAAGAGAUAACCUACAAAAAGUGGGCCUCCGGUGAACCGAACGCAGCAGUUAUGCGUGGGGAAACUGAGCACUGCGUAGAACUUCGCGCGGAUACUAUGCAAUGGAAUGAUUCGGUUUGCACUAAAAGAUUGAAAUUCGUUUGUGAAAGGUUGAACUAAUAAACAAACAAAUGAUUUAUUAUUGUCAUUGAGUAAUAAAUUUCUACGACCAGAUUGGACUGACAGA